Messenger RNA from Lethenteron reissneri (Far Eastern brook lamprey), 1410 nucleotides. RefSeq lists its product as uncharacterized. Gene Ontology annotation, biological process: negative regulation of DNA replication; negative regulation of cell cycle. Gene Ontology annotation, cellular component: nucleus. The record is from RefSeq and is a predicted model, not a curated record. NCBI's taxonomy places the organism in Eukaryota, Metazoa, Chordata, Hyperoartia, Petromyzontiformes, Petromyzontidae.
GGGGGGCGGAGGCCGCUGGGGGAGUCGUUCCACAACGAGCGGGAGGAGGAGGAGGAGGCGGUGAUGAAGAGGAGGAGGAGGGUCACGUGCCGAGGGAGAGAGGAGGGGGCGAGGUGCGGGUGGGGGGAGGAAACGCGGGGGGCACGAGGCCUGGCGACCAUCAACUCGAGUGUGUGGCACGAGUUGGGGCCUCGGGGAGCGGAGAACUCCGCGGAGUUCCAGGGCGCUCUGCUGGACGCCGCUGCCGUGGAGCUCGGCUUGAACCUCACGGCCAUGAGGGCCCCCAGCGGCUUCCCGGCCCUGCUGCCCACUCCAGAGCCGACUCCUCCUCUGCUGCUGCUGCCGGCGGAAAUGGCGGAGUUGGAGGCGCAGCUGGAGAUGGGCGCCGUGGGGCUGGGCCUGGGUACAGAGGGGCCGCUCCAUGGCCUGGACGGCCAGGUCAUGGAGCUGGGGCCCUCCCUGGGCCUGGACUCCGCGCUGGAGCUGGCGGGAGGAGACGCAGAGAAUGAGGAUGUGCGGGGGUUCGACUCCACGCCGUGGGGCGGAGACGAGAAGGAGGAGGGUGAGGAGGUGCGGGGGUUCGACUCCACGCCAUGGGGCGGAGACGAGAAGGAGGAGGCGGCGGCGCUGCAAGAGGCGCUUGGGGAAAACCGGCAGCUGAGCGCUGCACUGGAGCGGAGGGACGCUGAGGCACGGAGGCUGCGUGCCAGGAACUCGCGACUCCGCCAGCUGGCAGAGAGCGCACGGACACUGAGCGCCACGCUGGAGAAUCUGUCCCAGGAGUGGGCAGGGCUGGCUGAGUGUCCCCGGCAGCCGGAGCAAGGCCUGAGUGGCCAGGCCGUGAGUCGUGCCGAGGGCCGCAUGAGGGACCUGCUGGAGGAGGCAUCGCGCUGCGUCCUGCAGCUCGACCCCUCCUCCACCUCCUCCUCCCUCUUCCCUCCUUCCCCCUUCACCCUCUACCCCCCUCCUCCUCCUCCGCACUCCUCCUGCCUCACUCCUCCCAGGGAGCCCAAACGCCGCCGCCUCGAACGGGGGGGCGGCCCCGAGGUGGCGAGCGACCGCUCGUGCCGGCGGCUUCGCGGCAGCGACGCCCGCGCCGCCGACCGCGACGCCGCCGACGUCGCUGUCGACGCCGCGGCGAGGCGCGCGGUUGGGGGUGGCCCCCCCCCUCCCCUCUCUGCCCCCGCGCUGCACGGCCGCUUCGCGGGCUUUGUGACGACGUCGCCGCCGCGAGCGAUGCUCCGGGAGCCCGGGGGAGACGACGAGGGAGGGGGAGCGGGGGCGGCCGGGUUCCGCGCGAGCGUCCGCGAGCACGGCACGGCCAGGACGCUCGUCUUCCGGCGCGCCAUCGCGCUCGUGGCCUGGGCCGCCGCGGAGGGCCGCUACCGCUUCCGCUGGCAGCCCACGUGA